This is a messenger RNA of Myotis lucifugus (little brown bat), 1468 nucleotides long. RefSeq names its product phosphatidylinositol glycan anchor biosynthesis class P (gene PIGP). Gene Ontology annotation, biological process: GPI anchor biosynthetic process. The record is from RefSeq and is a predicted model, not a curated record. Gene Ontology annotation, molecular function: phosphatidylinositol N-acetylglucosaminyltransferase activity. Bases 274 to 678 code for a protein of 134 amino acids. NCBI's taxonomy places the organism in Eukaryota, Metazoa, Chordata, Mammalia, Chiroptera, Vespertilionidae. The transcript is spliced from 5 exons.
CCUCCGCGGCGGCGGCGGGCGAGCGAUCCCGCGGGACCCCGCGCUCGCGAGCUCCGGCCGGACCAGGCUCGCGGUGCGCCUGCGCUCGGACGGGAGGCGCCGUCGCCCCUCGGCUCCUCGCUCGGCUUCUCCUCUCUCGCCGCUGCGGCUGCCGGGCCGGCGCCUGCGCAGGGGACUCCUCGCUGAGUGGCCGCGCUGUUGGGAGGGGCCCGAGUGGGCGCGGGAAGGAGCCAAGGUCGAGGACCACCUUGACCGCAUUGUCUCCAAGGGAAAAUGGUGGAAAAUUCACCGUCGCCGUUGCCAGAAAGAGCGAUUUAUGGCUUUGUUCUUUUCUUAAGCUCCCAAUUUGGCUUCAUCCUGUACCUCGUGUGGGCUUUUGUUCCCGAGUCUUGGCUGAACGCCUUAAGCUUGACCUAUUGGCCUCAAAAGUACUGGGCAGUUGCAUUGCCUGUCUACCUCCUCAUUACUAUAGUAAUCGGGUAUGUACUCUUAUUUGGAGUAAACAUGAUGAGCACCUCGCCACUCAACUCCAUUCAUACAGUCACAGAUAACUAUGCUAAAAAUCAGCAGCAGAAGAAAUACCAGGAAGAGGCCAUCCCAGCGUUAAGAGAUAUUCCUAUUAGCGAAGUAAAUCAGAUGUUCUUUCUGACUGCCAAAGAAUCUUACACCAAAAACUGAAUUGUGUAUACACUACCAUCAAACAUUUAUUACAAGUUUUGGCAUAAUAAUUUUGACCAUAAUUAUCUCUCUUAUUAAUACCCAGUAUUGAAAUAUUUUGAAAAAUGUAAGUUGAACUUAUCUUAGAUUAAGGUCCAUUAAUAUUGUAAAAGUUCUCAAAUAUUAGUUACUAAUGGACAGAAUAAAUAAAACAUUGAUCAUUACCAUAUAGCAGGCGUUUAAACAAAUAAGUAUCAGUAGAAGCAGGAAAUCCCUCCAGAGUCAUUCAUGUUGUCUCUUUCAGGGAGCAAUUGUGUCUUUCUCACUGUUUAUUCUAGAGGCCCAGAAUGCAGACUCCAGUUUGGGGGAAGGGUUCAUCUACUGUGUGUCCUUGCCAUCAGAUUCAUGUCUAAGAUGCAAAUAUUUAUUGAUUGAGUACUCACACAGACGAGGUAUUUCUCUGGGCAGUGGGAUGUUGCGAUGAGAUUCCCAACGAGCCUACAUUUUAGAGGCAGAUGGAAAUAGACCAAGCAAAUAAAGAAGGAAAUGAGUGCUGUGCAGAGAAUUAAGAUAGUACAGUUUCUAGAAAGUGGCUGCUUUAGAUCCAGUGGUCAAGUAGGCUGCUCAGUUAGAGGCAGUUGAGGCUGAGAUUUGAUUGGUGAAACCAAGAGCCAGGCAUAUAAAGAUUGGCGAGGCAGAGAGAGCUUUCAAGCAGCGAGAGCACUGACUUUCAGGUGGGAGGGAGCUGGUUUUCUGGGACCUCAGCACUUUGCAUAACUCCUCUCCAGAAUAAAAUAUCUGUCUCGGACUA